AGUUGUCCCCUGGUCUGGUUCGUUUGAGGACAGUCAGGCAACGCAACCCACUGCUCUCCUCACCUAACCCUAGCUCAAAAGUUUGAGAAUUUUUCCCCAAAGAACAAAUCGGAAGAAAUAAGGAGAGAGAGGAAGCCUCACACUUCCUGUCCUCCCCUCUUCUCCCCGGUCAAUUCUUUCGACUCCCUCGCGGGGAUGCGGCGGCUAUGGCGAUGGUACCAGCAGUGCCUGUCCUCCCACCCCGUGCGAACGCAGGUGGUCAGCUCCGGCAUCCUCUGGGCCCUUGGCGACAUCGGCGCCCAGGCCGUCACCCACAACUCCGGAGCGCGCUCCCACCACCAGGUGGAUAACCCCCAGGAUAAAGAUAAAGAGUUCAAAGUGGACUGGAAGCGUGUUGGCAUCACAAGCUCCUUUGGAUUUGCUUUUGUUGGACCAGUUGGACAUUACUGGUAUGAAUACUUGGAUCGUUUUGUGCGGCGGAGAUAUCAGCGUAGUUCAUUCAAAUUUGUUGCAACGAAAGUUGCAGCAGAUGGUCUACUGUUUGGACCGCUUGAUCUCGCGCUGUUCUUCUCUUAUGUGGGUCUUGCUUCAGGAAGGAGUGUAGAGCAGGUGAAGGAUGAUGUGAAGAGGGAUAUUAUUCCUGCUCUAGUUUUAGGCGGAGCCAUCUGGCCAGCCGUGCAGAUCGCAAACUUCCGCUUCAUCCCCGUGCGGUACCAACUGCUUUACGUGAACUUGUUCUGCCUGUUAGACAGUUGUUUCUUGUCGUGGAUUGAGCAACAAGGAGAUGCAGCUUGGAAGCAAUGGUUCACAUCGUUCCAGAAGAAAAUCGAAGACCAGAAGAGUAAGGUUUAAUCUGUGCAAUGAUUUUAGGUCGUUCUGCCCAGUGAUUUGGACCGAACCUGCAUGAUGUGGUUGGUCCCACAGUAGAGAACUCAGAAAAAAAAAAGUAAUGACUUUGCUGUCGGCGGCUGUUUAUGUGGAAUUUGCAAUGCCCAGCAAAACUGGACAUUACUAUCAUGUAGAGAUUUGCUUUUUUGGUUUUUCACCUUUGACUGGAAGGCAAAGAUUGCUCAAUCUCUUGUUUAACUUCACUUUGAUGAAUCGAGCGUUUGUUUACGGAACGCCAUUAUUACGGUGCAA
Molecule: messenger RNA, 1140 nt
Organism: Brachypodium distachyon (stiff brome)
Lineage: Eukaryota; Viridiplantae; Streptophyta; Magnoliopsida; Poales; Poaceae
Product: protein Mpv17
Exons: 3
Coding region: 196-852 (218 amino acids)
Cellular component (GO): cytoplasm; membrane
Source: RefSeq, a predicted model, not a curated record